GCGUCUCAUUCGUCCACGUCGUCUGUAUUUCUCAACCGUUGGAUUCCCACAGAGCUUGAUCGAGUCUUUCGUCUCUAGGACCAUCCUCGUCAUUUCUAGCGAGUGCUAGACUAUCGCGAUGCUUCUGUUAACGGUGACCCCAUGGUGUCUCGAGCUUGAGGCCCUUGUUCCCCUCCGCUGCCAACCUGCCAUCGCCACCUCAAGUCGUCCACCAUGGGGACUCGGCUGCCUUGUGCCGCGUCUCCGCUCCUCGUUGCAUCGCUCUCGCCGUCAUCUUCGCCGGACGCCACCUUCCCCAAUGGCCCACCACGGCUAGAAUCGGCGGUGUUGCUCAGGGCGGACGUGAAGGAGCUAGCUUGUGGCCAUGGCAGACCACCGUGGAGGGAGCGGAGCGGAGCAACAAGGAUGUUAGAGGCACGACUCAGCAAGCUCUCCGCUGACACUGCAGCGAGUCUUCUCCGGGCCAGCCUGUACCGCCACCUGCGCCUUCUAAAAUGUAGUCCCGCCAUGUCUCGGCUGCUGCUCACCUCCCCAUGUGGGACGGACACGGCCGUCCACCUCGACGAGGCCCGUGCUCCCCUGCUUCCUCCACCAAUGGAUUCCUCAUAUUCUUACAGGGAACCCGUGAUCUAAAACCUGCACAAUAGGCAACAGAGUACCUAGGAAAGUUCCACUUCACUGUUCAGCUACCAGAAGGUAAAUAAUUACAUAGUUGUGUAUACUUAAUUUACAGAUUUUACAUGGACACAGGCUGACAGUUCCUACCAUUGAUUUCCGCAAGCAAAAACUACUGAUUUUGUGCAAAUGGACACUGCAUUAUGUUUAGUGAUGACAAAUUAUAACAAGCGGGAAUGGGGAAAUAAUUCAGAGUUGACAACAAGCUCCAAAUUAUAUUAGCCUAAGUGCCUAACAACACUUAGUAAUUAAGAAAUAAUCAUUUUUUGAAUGCAACAGGAAUGAAAGCCCGCUUUCUCCAAAAGACAGAUUAAAACUAACAUGAUUAACUCUAUGUGGACAGUCAUAACUAAGCAGCUCCGGUUACAUUGCUAAAAUGCAGAUUUCUAUAAGAAUUGAAGUGUAUACUGUGAAAGUGUGAAUAUUUCUGCAGAUCGCAUCGGGUCCUGCAUCUCACUUGUUAUCAGAGUUACACUUGUUUUCUACUUUGCAUUAUUUUGUCAGAAACUCUUGUUUUCUGUAGUUACUGCCAUAUUUCAUUCAUUCAGUUCCUUUGUCAACU
Messenger RNA from Panicum virgatum (switchgrass), 1237 nucleotides. RefSeq lists its product as uncharacterized. Lineage: Eukaryota; Viridiplantae; Streptophyta; Magnoliopsida; Poales; Poaceae. The record is from RefSeq and is a predicted model, not a curated record. The coding region runs from base 214 to 633 and encodes 139 amino acids. The transcript is spliced from 2 exons.